This is a messenger RNA of Spodoptera frugiperda (fall armyworm), 765 nucleotides long. RefSeq names its product arp2/3 complex-activating protein rickA-like. Lineage: Eukaryota; Metazoa; Arthropoda; Insecta; Lepidoptera; Noctuidae. The record is from RefSeq and is a predicted model, not a curated record. The transcript has 2 exons. The coding region runs from base 73 to 495 and encodes 140 amino acids.
GUGUUUGGUAUUUAUCUACCGAGCAUAUAAAGAUGGGAUAUUGUGAACAUAGGUUCAGAAUGAAACGACAAAAUGUGGCGAAUAGGUGUAUUGUUAGUGGCUACUGUUUGCAUCGAGCUCGCUGCCGGUGAUGUCAAACCGACGGACACCAACCUAAUCAAUCGACUGAAGCGCUCUCCGAACUCCUGUGACUACGACUACAGGCCGAGGUACUGGCCUCCACCUCCACCACCACCGCCACCGCCACCGCCGCCACCAUAUUGGCCACCAGGACCACCGCCUCCAGGACCACCGCCUCCAGGACCACCACCAUUCUGGCGACACCGUCACCACCACCAUGAUCGCUUCGAAGAUUUCACUGAUGAUGGGCCCAAAGACCAGCCAUGUCCCACAUGUCAAGGAGAUGGAAUUUCUUCGGCUAUCAGUAACGCCAAGAGUGAAAAUGGAGACGCGAUUGCUGUAGCUAUUGCCAAGGCUCCUAAUACGAAACAUUGAGCUAAUUGACUGGAGGAUUGUUGAUGUUUAAUGGAUGGUCACAGAUGAGCAAAGGUCUUCUUCAUAUUCAGUUCAGCUCUAAGUCAACGAGCAGGAUGGAGUUACAUUAGUGAUAAAUACUGAUCAAAGUAAGAACGGUGUAAUUCGCUGACUUUGCGCUCGUUUGAAUCCAUCCUUAAAUAAAGUUUUAGGUUAUUCAAUAAAGUCUGUUUAUGUAUUAAGUGUUAUGUAAUAGUAAGUACAAUUAAUUACAAUUGGCAUCAGGCCUGA